AUGAAAAGAGAAUUCGACCUCAUAGACGAAGAAGAAGAUGCUGACAUUGCAGGAAAUAUCGUAGUGGAUUCUGACAGUGACUCUUCCGCUUCGGAUUCCGAAAACUCUGACGGAGAGCUUCAAGACGAGAUUGUUUCUUCAGACGAUGAAGCCACUGAAGGGAACAAUGACAAAACGAAUAAGGUUCAGAAGCCGGUAAAGAAAAGACCUAAUGUGGCGGAUUUUCCUAGUUUGGAACAAUCAGAUGAUGAAGGUAGAAGCCAAAAAGACAACAAUAAUGACAUUUCAGAGUAUUUUCUACAGAGUAAUCCAACGGACCUAAAAGGGAAGAAAGCCAAAGCAGGUUCAUUUGCCUCGUUCGGUCUAUCUAAAUUCCUUUUAGGGAAUAUUGCAAGAAAGGGUUACAGACAACCUACUCCUAUUCAAAGAAAAACGAUGCCUUUAAUUAUGUCCAACAGGGAUGUUGUUGGUAUGGCUAGAACAGGAUCGGGUAAAACAGCUGCUUUCCUACUACCUUUAGUUGAGAAACUGAAAGUCCAUUCUGCUAAGGUUGGUAUUAGGGCUAUCAUUCUUUCGCCUUCACGUGAAUUGGCUGUGCAAACCUUUAGACAGUUCAAAGAGUUCAGUAGAGGUACCAACUUGAGAGCAAUGUUGCUGAUCGGUGGUGAUUCAAUGGAAGACCAGUUUGGUGCUAUGAUGUCGAAUCCUGAUGUGGUGAUUGCCACUCCUGGUAGAUUCUUACACUUGAAGGUUGAAAUGAGUUUGGAUCUCAAGAGUAUUGAGUAUGUGGUAUAUGAUGAAGCAGAUAGAUUAUUUGAGAUGGGUUUUGCUGAACAAUUAAACGAACUGCUAGCUGCAUUGCCACAUCGAAGACAAUCUCUUUUGUUUUCUGCUACUUUGCCAAGCUCUUUGAUUAAUUUUGCCAAAGCUGGAUUAAUAAAUCCAGUACUAGUACGAUUAGACGCCGAAUCCACGAUUUCCGAUCAGUUGGAAAUGGCAUUCAUAUCCUCUAAGGAUAACGAGCGUGAGGGAAAUCUUCUUUACCUAUUGCAAGAGGUCAUCAAGAUGCCUCUAGCUUCAUCAGAUCAAUUGAAGCAAAUCGCUGAAGGUGAUGAAGAUGAUGAAGAUGAAGAAACACAGGAAAAUGAUUAUAACAACAGAAAUAAGUCAGGAAAUGGGAGCCGUAAAGCCCCACGUUUUAACCGUUCUCUCAGGCUUCCUCGUGCAACAGACUUGCCCACACCACAUUCAACUAUUGUUUUCGUUCCUACCAAACAUCAUGUUGAGUUCAUCACUACACUUUUGAAGAAGAUUGGAUAUGCUGUGGCAUACACUUAUGGUUCUCUGGAUCAGCAUGCUCGUCGCCAGCAACUUCUAAAUUUCCGUGCCGGUAUUGCUACCGUGUUGGUGGUCACAGAUGUUGCUGCUCGUGGUAUUGACAUCCCUGUUUUGGCAAAUGUCAUCAAUUUCUCUUUACCAGCAAGUUCCAAGAUUUUCGUCCACAGGGUUGGUCGUACUGCUCGUGCAGGUCAUAGAGGAUGGGCAUAUUCGAUUGUACAAGACCGAGAGCUUCCGUACUUAUUGGAUUUGGAACUGUUUUUGGGACGUAAAGUUCUUUUAACUGAGAUGCAAAACGGAAAGGUUCACCUUUUGCAAGAGAGAUAUAAAAAAGAGCACAAUGGAUCUUUAGAAGGGUUUGAACCUCCAGCCGUGUCGUUCACCCAAAGAUUGGUCCUUGGAUCGUGCCCACGUAAUCCCUUAGAAGGGUAUCUGGAAAUGUUCAAUACCAUCAUGAAAGACUCGUAUGAUUUACAGUUGCAAAGUGGAGUUGCCACAAAAGCUGAAAAGCUAUACUUUAGAACUAGAGGUGCUGCUUCUAGUGACUCUGUCAGACGAACCAAAGAGUUGAAGGCAUCUGGAAAGUGGGAUGAGCAAAAUAUCCUUUUUGGAGCAAACGAGGAGUAUGAAAAAGAAUUAUUUUUGGCAAAGCUCCGAGACCGUAAGGACCGUGAAACAGUCUUUGAAUUUGGACACAAUGACGAUCACCUUGCCCUGAUGAUGGCAAAACGUCGUAGACAGGUGGCACCAGUUCAAAAAAGAGCAGCGGAACGUCGUGCUUUGUUGCAACAGGAAAAAGAGGCUGGGCUCGCAAACUCACUCCACGACGAUCUUAUUAAAGGUGACGCUAAUGAGAUCGGCUAUAGCACCGUGAACGAGCAAGAACUGAGUUCUGCGUUUGAAGACGGUGAUAGGUUACUUGGCAAGAAAAGUUUCAAAGAUGAGUCUGUUUUCAUGUCACAUUAUGCUCCGGUAUCUUCAUUGCAGGAUAAGCAGAUGGAGGAAGAUGGAGAAGCCAAUUCUGGAUCUUACUUCGCCCAGGAAGCACAAAGAGCUGCGUUUGACCUUGCAGAUGAUGAUGGUGUGCAAGUGCAUAGACAGACUAUGCAAUGGGACAAAAAGAAAGGUAAAUAUGUCAAUGCAAAGUCUACAGACAAGAAGUUUAUUGUUGGCGAAAGUGGAGCUCGUAUCCCUGCCAGUUACAAAGCUGGUAAAUUCGAAGCUUGGAGUCAUGCCAAUGGUGGUUCCAAACACCGCGUUGGUGCUAAGGAAGAAGCUGGUGUGAACAGCAACUCUUUUGCAGGAAAUGCUUCUAGCAGGUUGGCUAACGGAAAGAUUAGACAUAAGCAGACCAAGGCACCAAAGAUCCCACUGAAGGGUAGAGAUGACUACUACAAGCAAAAGAAGAAGGUGGAGGGUGCACUUGGAGCGGGUAUGAGAAUAAAAGGAUUCAAACCAGUUGGAUCUGGAUCAGGGGUUAAUGAACUGCGUAACACAGAGCAAAUCAGACAUAAGCGUGUGAUUGAUGAGAAGAACGAAGCUCGAUACGGGAACUUUGCCAGGAGAGGCGGCCGUGGUGGAGGCCGCGGUGGAGGCCGCGGUGGAGGCCGUGGAGGAGGCCGUGGAGGAGGCCGUGGAGGAGGCCGUGGAGGAAGCCGUGGAGGCCGUAGAUAG
Messenger RNA from Komagataella phaffii GS115, 3012 nucleotides. RefSeq names its product Putative ATP-dependent RNA helicase of the DEAD-box protein family. The transcript has a single exon. The coding region runs from base 1 to 3012 and encodes 1003 amino acids. Gene Ontology annotation, cellular component: nucleus. Gene Ontology annotation, molecular function: RNA binding; RNA helicase activity; ATP binding. The record is from RefSeq and is a predicted model, not a curated record. NCBI's taxonomy places the organism in Eukaryota, Fungi, Ascomycota, Pichiomycetes, Pichiales, Pichiaceae.